AUGUCAAUCGCAGUAUCGAACAUAGAUACCCCUUUGACACCCAAAACAUCAAAUAGUAUAUCGGCACCUUCAUCAACACCAUCAACCCCAGUUAUCGAUAAUACAGGGUCACAAGAUCAAGGCACCGAAAUAACUUCUGGCAAAAAUGUUGUGCAAAACGUAAAUAAAUCAUCAAAUAUUGUAGGUGUGAAAGAAAGGACACCGCUUCAUGAAAUAAAUUUUAAUAGCCCUGUAAGAAAGGAUCGCACGACAAGAAGGCCACGAAAAAAACAUCCAGUGAAGAAUCAAAACCCUAGUAACAAUGAUCAAAGCAACAUAAAUAAAAUUUCAGGUAUCCAUCCGGCUGCAGAGCCGCUGAGAAAAGAUUUAACUAAUGAUGCGCCAAUAAUUAUUGAUGGAUCAGAGACAAGCGAACCACAAACACAAAUGCAAAUUUCGGUGAAACGGAAAUCAAAACAAUUCGAGGAUGACGAUGAUGAGAAAGAGUCGACUAAAAGAAAAAAAUCUGCAAGGAGAAAUAAAAAUGACAAAAAUUUACCAAAGAGACCUGCUAAUGCUUAUUUUCAAUUUUUAGCCCUUAGAAGGGCAGAAUUUACUAAACAAUAUCCGGAAUUGAGCGCACAAGAUGUAACUGUAUUCCUUGCCAAGAUUUGGAAGUCAAUGUCAAAAGCAGAAAAGAAACCAUAUGUUAAAAUAGCACAUGAACAAAAAGAAAAGUACAAAAAGGCAAAACAAGAAUAUGAUGGCAUGGACAAACUAGAGAAAUUAAAUGAAGAACAGGAUGCACCUUAUGAUAUCGAUCCAUUCCCUCAAUAUCCUGAUUUUCAAUCAAUGCUCAAUGCCCCACUAUCUUUUGGUCCAUUUGAACCUAUCUCAGAGGCAUCUUUCGAUGGUGAUUUUCAUGACCAGAAAGUUAAUGACAAUCCGUCUGUGUUGGUGAAAUACGAACCACGGAGCCCAACUUUGCUUUACGUGAAUAACAAUGCUCCCAGUACUCCAUCGCAGCCUCAAUAUUUUCCCAGUACUCCAUCGCAGCCUCGAUAUUUUCCCAGCAAUUCCAGUACUCCAUCGCAGCCUCAAUGUUUUCCCAGCAAUUCCAGUACUCCAUCGCAGCCUCAAUGUUUUCCCAGCAAUUCCAGUACUCCAUCGCAGCCUCAAUGUUUCCCCAGUAAUCCUAUUCAUACCUAUGUCGAUAGAAUACAACAAAUAUCUCAACAAACUUACAAGCAAUUCCAAGUUGAAUCCCAAUAUGUACCACCCAUUAAAUCUGAAUUCGUUUCCGUCCAAAAUAACAAUAAUCCAUCGCAACAAGAGUGUUUGCAGACACAAAGUACACCAAUCCAACCAGCUAUGCAACAAAUUCAAGUACCUCGACAAAUGCGAUAUCCUCAGCAACUAUCGACCAAUCCGAACAUGAUAUCAAUACCGCAAACUCCAAAUAUGUUACAUGCCCAAAUUUCACGACAAACGAAUCCGAAUAUGAUAUCAAUACCGCAAACUCCAAAUAUGUCACAUGCCCAAAUUUCACGACAAAAGAAUCCGAACAUGCUAUCAAUGCCGCAAACUCCAAAUAUGUCACAUGCCCAAAUUCCACGACAAACGAAUAAUGGUUCAUCAUUGCAGUCUUUGAAUCAACAGCAACAAACAGAAAAGCAGUUACGUUCUAUGCAACAAAUGCCAUAUCAAACAUGGCAGCCUACGUUAGUGUAUUCUCCAGAUAUGAGUGGACAGGCAAGCCAACAGAUGAUGAUGGGACAAAUCAUGCCACAGCAAAUGCCUCAGCAGAUCCCUCAAAAUAUGCGGCAACGACUUUGGCAAACAAUUCCAAAUCAAACGAAUAAUCAAUUUUCAUCAUAUAGAUCAACCCAACAAUUUGCCUGGCAACAACAAAAUAGAUCAAUGUAUAAUCCAUUGAAUAAUCAACAACAUGUGUUAAGUCCAAUAGAUAACCAUAUGAGGCCACAAAUACAAACUAAUCCACAGAUGAGAUGGUAUUAA
Messenger RNA from Racocetra persica, 1998 nucleotides. The record is from the annotation of a GenBank genome assembly. NCBI's taxonomy places the organism in Eukaryota, Fungi, Glomeromycota, Glomeromycetes, Diversisporales, Gigasporaceae.